CUGGCAAAGGCAAUGGCAGGCUCGACUCAACCAAGCUCGCCCCCUGGCACCAGAACCAGUUGGAGAAGGAGCUCGUGGCGCUGCGCAAGCAGGCGCAGCAGCUCAAGGUGUCUGACAGGGAGAAAAAGGCUGCAGCUGGCGCGCCCCCCGACGCUGCUCACGCAGGGAUGGAGGUCGACGCGAGCGGCGGCGACACGGACACGACCGAUGCAUCUACCAAGCGAGCUGCCCUGCUGGGCAGGAUCGGCCACUGCGAGCAGUUCGUCAAGAGUCUCACGCUGUACGAGGCCAGUGAGAGCGAGCUGCUCACGGCGGCCAAGAAGCACCUGGAGGAGCUACGCGCGCAGCUUCGUGAGCUUCGGCCGCCCACCACGGCGCGUAAAGUGGCGAAGCAGCGGCUCGAGCGCUACUGCGCACAGCUCGAGCGUCUCCGUGCUGAAGCUGCUGAGCGCCGCGAAAGCAUCGCCAAGCUGCAAGAGGAGCUCGACGUCAUGGAAGCGUCUAUUGCGCAGAAAGAGGCAGAGGUCAACUUGCUCACUGACGAGGAGCGCACGUGUGCUGAGGCGCUGGCGAAGCAGCGUGGGCUUGCGCCCGCAUCCGAGGCAGCGCCGCCCACGGCGCCCCCUGGCCUGCCUGUGCUCGACCCCAAUUUCCUGCAGUGCAACAUGCCCGACCUCGAACCCCAGCCAGAGCCCGAGGUCUUCUACCAGCAGUUCACGGGAGACCCCAGGUUCGGGCUCUUGCAGCAGCUGCUGGGCAAGCGUGUCCAAGCCAGUCUCGCCGCGCCCAAGCAG
Messenger RNA from Prorocentrum cordatum, 794 nucleotides. NCBI's taxonomy places the organism in Eukaryota, Dinophyceae, Prorocentrales, Prorocentraceae. The record is from the annotation of a GenBank genome assembly.